AUGCCCUCGUCAGCUCUAGCACCGUUGCAGGGCUGGCAGUAUGCUGACUCCUCGCGGUCAUCAUGGGACAUAUUGUGGUCUUGUCUCACUACAAUGUUUGCCUGCACGUGGACGGCUCUGCACUUGGGAGUCCCUCGAGGCCACGCCUCGGUUGGGAGAAUAUUUAGCAAGAAAGUGUUGUACUGGUUUCUGACCGUUUUGUACCCCGAGCUGCUAUUGAUCACCCCAGCAGCCGAUGACUAUUUGAAGGCAAAAAUGACACUGGCACGUUUCAAAGCCGGGCAGGCAGAAUUUGAUAGAAGAAGCGAGAGAUCACCAAACGAAGCGCUAUCACGACCAUCAUCUAGCGAAGGUGAAGAGGCUACUUCAAAACCUGCCAAAUGGACGAUGGUCCACGGGUUCUGCGUCAACAUGCGAGGCCUCGCUUUGCGCACGACUGACAGCCACAUCUACACGGUCCAAUCCAAGCACGUUGAGACCCUCGUCAAAUGCGGAAUAAUUAAAUACCCGCUAUUCAGCGAGCGCGAUAUCCAAGAUCGCUCAAAGGCAGACUCACUCGCAAAGGUGGUCAGUCUAAUACAGAGUACCUGGACCGUUGUAAACGUUGUAUCUAGAGCAGGGUACCAUUUCCCCAUUACGCUGCUUGAAAUUGCAACAAUGGCUUUCAUUCUUUGUGCUUAUAGCUCUUAUGCACUUUGGUGGAACAAGCCCAAAGAUAUGAAUGCACCGAUUAUCAUCCAUCUACCAUACCGGCAACACAGUGAUGAAAUGGCGCCAGAGCUUCGGAGUCUACUAGACGAGAAGAGAGAGGAAUGGAUUCAAUACAAACCCUCGGAAGCAGAGAAAGAAUCUUGGGUGGUGUGGAGGUUACUUGUUAUGACAUGCAAGAACCCGAUUCAGACUAUACAUACCUUCAAAGAUCGAAUGGGUAGCUUCUCGGAACAGAAACCAGAGGACCACGUAGGGGAUCUACGGCCUGAAGAUGUACCUCCCCGAGAAAUAUUUUCAAUUUCAGAAGAGAUUUUGAGCAACUUUAUCAUCUUUUUUGUCUCAUUGGGAUUUUCUGCCAUUCAUAUUGCUGCGUAA
This is a messenger RNA of Talaromyces rugulosus, 1086 nucleotides long. RefSeq lists its product as uncharacterized. NCBI's taxonomy places the organism in Eukaryota, Fungi, Ascomycota, Eurotiomycetes, Eurotiales, Trichocomaceae. The transcript has a single exon. The coding region runs from base 1 to 1086 and encodes 361 amino acids. The record is from RefSeq and is a predicted model, not a curated record.